Molecule: messenger RNA, 531 nt
Organism: Penaeus indicus
Lineage: Eukaryota; Metazoa; Arthropoda; Malacostraca; Decapoda; Penaeidae
Product: activating signal cointegrator 1 complex subunit 2 homolog
Exons: 2
Coding region: 1-531 (176 amino acids)
Source: RefSeq, a predicted model, not a curated record
AUGACUGUUGAAGAAAUAUCAACUGACCACUUGAAGCUAAAUGCAGAAACCUCUCGCAUCAAAGGCAUGGAAAUGAAACUAGCCAAUGAGCUGCCGAGAAAGAAACGAGCAACGGACCAAUCACAGCCCGAUUACCCGGAUCCCUGCACCAAUCAGCAGCCGAGGAAGAAACGAGCAACGGGCCAAUCACAGCCCGAUUACCCGGAUUCCCGCACCAAUCAGCAGCCGAGGAAGAAACGAGCAACGGGCCAAUCACAGCCCGAUUACCCGGAUCCCUGCACCAAUCAGCAGCCGAGGAAGAAACGAGCAACGGACCAAUCACAGCCCGAUUACCCGGAUCACCGCACCAAUCAGCAGCCGAGGAAGAGACGAGCAACGGGCCAAUCACAGCCCGAUUACCCGGAUCCCUGCACCAAUCAGCAGCCGAGGAAGAAACGAGCAACGGACCAAUCACAGCCCGAUCGCCCCGAAUCCCCGAGCCAAUUAGCUGGCUGCACGUGUAGAGGUGAAAAAUGGAAAGGGUCAAUCUAG